Messenger RNA from Caenorhabditis elegans, 1825 nucleotides. It is a transcript of the gene bath-45, whose product is annotated as BTB and MATH domain-containing protein 45. Bases 19 to 1425 code for a protein of 468 amino acids. NCBI's taxonomy places the organism in Eukaryota, Metazoa, Nematoda, Chromadorea, Rhabditida, Rhabditidae. The record is from RefSeq and is marked reviewed. The transcript has 8 exons.
UUUCAGAAAAUUCUUUUCAUGGCCGCUGCUCACAAGGUAUUCGAGCUUUCGCACGUUUUCAAGGACGUUUCAAAAAUAGGAGAUGACGAGUCUGUGUGCAGUCCAAAUGAAGAUUAUUUUGGUGUUCCCUGGAAAAUCGUUCUUCGUCACAAAGAUGAAAAAAUGGGUGUCUUCCUCAGUUGUGAAAAACCGUCAAACAAUGAUGCUCAUUGCAUUGUGAAUGUAGUCUACUCUGUGAAACUCAUGUCUUCUUCAGGCGUAUGCUAUAUAAAAUCUGAUUCAAAGCUAUUCGGAGAAAUAACAGAACAUGGAUGGGUGAAUUUCGUGAAUUGGAACACGAUGGUUGAUGCUUUCCUGAUCGAUGACAGUAUUAUUAUUGAAGUGUUGGUAAAAACCAUAUUUAUGUCGGGAUUACCGAAGAAAUCUCCGAAAAACUUUGAUGAAUCGAAUAAAGAGUUUUCUGAUGGGAUUGUUGUGGUGAAACACCAGAAUUUCCAUAUUCUGAAAAAGUUUCUGGCCUUUCAUUGUGAAUACCUCGAAAAACUUUUCUUUGGAGAUUUCAAAGAAGCCGGAAAAGCAGAAGUCACACUUAAAGCCAUCAGUUCCACCGAUUUUCACUAUCUUCUUGCAGUUCUUUAUGAAGACUAUGCUAUUGACGACGACAACGUCGGAGGUAUUCUCCGUUUGGCUAGCUAUCUUCAAGUUCCUAUUGUGAUCCGAAAAUGUGAACAAUUUUUAAUUGAAGGAUCAGGCAAACCAAUGGAGAUACGGCUCGACAUUGCCGAGAAGGAAUGUCUGCAAAACUUGAAGAAGCACUGUCUCUCAAAAGUUGGCACUGCCGAUCAGAUCGAAGCAGCGAGGGCGAUUCUUCCAUCAGAUAUUCCGAAGAGAGCGCUAAAAAAGUUCGAUGAGUCGAACAAGGAAUUUUCCGAUGUUAUUUUUGUCGUUGAACACAAUAAAUUCUAUGUCUUAAAGCAGAUCCUCGCAUCUCACUCUUCACACUUCAAGAAAAUCUUCGUGGAAAAUGUGGACAAACGAGAAUUCACACUUGCGGACAUCGACUCGAACGAUUUUCAGAAUCUUGUGGAGGUCAUGUAUGGAGUAUCCUUUAUCGAUGAUCUCACAGUCGAAGGAGUUCUUCAUUUGGCGCAUAUGUACGAUAGGCCUUUUCCAAUGCAAAAAUGCGUGGAAUUUCUGAUCGAUUUGUCAGAAAAAUCACCGAAGGAGAAGCUUAAAAUCGCUAAAGCUUAUCAAUUGAAGAAUUUGGAAAAGGCAGCUCUGGCGAGAAUCAACUUGCCCGAGUCAAUUCGGGCCGCAUUGUCUUGUGAUAUGGCUCAAAUGGAAGUGGAAGUUUUGAAGGCUCUGAUGCAGAAAGCACUAUUCCACUUGUCGGACACAAAAGUUCACACUGAGACGUUCUUCUAAAAUUUUUUCAUUUUUCUAUUUUGUUUUUUUGUGCCACUGAUUUGAAUUAAAUUGUUCUGUUUUAUCCUUGGUUUUAUGCUUAAAACGAUAAGCACUGAUGAUUUCCACCCAAAACUAAAAUAUCUGGGCAAACACUCAUUGAAUACCUUCUCAUUGACUACCUUUGCUCAUUGACUACCUUUUGCUCAUUGACUACCUUUGCUCAUUGACUACCCUUCGGCUCAUGGACUGCCUUUGCUCAUUGACUACUAGUUACUUUUUGAUGUCUAAGAAGGUCGUGCACUUUCUCAUUUCCUGAAAUUCCGGAAAAAAUGGAGAUGAGAUCUGAUGUAUAAAUGCUCAUUGACUACCUUCAAAUGCUCUUUGACUACCUCUAUCUAAUAAAAUUUUCCAAAAUUUA